CCGCUAUUUUGCCUCGUGCGAUUCCCAGGCUGGGAAGUCUUCCAUCUCUCAACCUUUUGGCCAUUUUCUCCCCGCUCUCGCAAACAAGAGAAGACAUUCUCUCCGGCUCCCCCCCAUCCGCCACGACCCUGCUGCACUGUCGUCGCCAUUCCACUGUGCGCACUCGGCCUCGCGAGGCUGGCUCAUCCCGCGCGUGCGGUGUGUCUGAGGGGAGGAAGAAGCCGGCUGUUGUCUGCGUCGACUCGUCUCAUUUCCGCGGUCGGUCACCACGGUCCAGCUGGUGCGUGCGCCCACCAAAAUCGGGGUCCCAACUUUUUUUUCCCUCAGCCGCUCGAUUGCCCAUCAGCUUCCAUCUUAUCAUAUCAGAUCCUCCUCGCCCGCUUUUUUCCCUCCUGCCAGAAUCCACCUGCAUCAUCACUUUCGCUCCGCAGACGCAAAUCUGCCUCGACCCUGCGACGCUGCGUUUCGCGGUUCACCUCAACGCCGCUCAAAUGUCUGCUUCCGCGCGAGAAACUGACAUCGGUCCCCCAUGCGCAGGACCUCUGUCUACCAUGACGCGUCUGGCGUCAACAAUGCCGUCUCUUCGUGACGACGGCGCUCGCCCGCAGCCCUCGACCGCAUCGCCUCCUCGACUGCCACCUUCCGACCAUCACGCCACCGAGCCAGCAAUCCCCGAAGAACCAAAGGACGUGCCCCAAUUCACCAUCUCGCCGACAAACACGACCGUGUCAGACCACUCCUCGGCCGACAGCCAUGCCUACACAAGUUCCGGCGAGUCGUUGAUGUGGUCGGAGAAGGGUGACUCCACCGCCCCCUCGACCCCCGCCUCCGAGCCCCAGGUCGAGUCGCCGACGCUCGAAGAUGUCGUCGACAAGGUCGCCGAGCUGCCAGCGGCUGCAAUCAACUUCACUGGCACCUCUGCGUCGCCGCAGACCCCGCGCAAGCGCCGCGCCUCGACGCAGCUCAUCGCUCAAAGCGGGGACGACAUACGCAGGCUGCUCGGUGACGGCGAGACGGGCACCAAGCUGAUUGAAAAGUACUGCUGUGGCGGCGGUUGCUGCAUGCUGCAAGCCCUGCCUUCUGACACGUCGCGGCCGGGUUUCACGCCCGUCGUGCUGCCAGACAACGAUGCAUUCCGCGCGCUGCAGCUCAAGAUUGGCGCCCUCUCCCUCGACACGGAGCUGACCAACGUUGCACCGCUUCCCCAGUGCACCGUCUCUCUCGAGCCGCUCCGCUCAUCCGAGAUCCACCACACGACUACCGUCCAUACACACCCUCCCAAGUUCGUGCAGCCUCAUCCUCCGUACGACGUUUUUUCCGCUCCCGUCUACGGCGCCCGCGAGCUCACCAAGCCCGGCGCGGAAAAGCGGACUUUUCACUUCGACAUUGAUGUGACAGACUACCCUGAUGAAGGUGGCAACGUCGACUUCAAGGUUGGCGGUGCCAUUGGUGUGUGUCCGCCCAACGACGCGGAUGUCGUCGACGACAUCUUCAACAUGCUUGGCGUGCCGACAUUUGUGCGCGACAAGCCCGUAUUGCUGAAGACGACGGGUGGCCGCUGGCCAACUAUCUGGGGCGAGGACAAACCCCGGGAGCUGGUGACGACACGUCGCGAGCUUCUGACCUGGUGCUCCGAUGUGCAGAGCCAGCCGCCCACCAAGCCGCUGCUCAGGCUGUUGGCAGAGCACGCCGACGCUCUGAACGAGCGAAAGCUGCUCGAGUACCUAGUCUCGGCGCAAGGCCAGGCCACGUUCUGCGAUUUGCGGACGGGCCCGCACGUCACGCUCGCUCAGCUUCUUCACGCGUUCCCCUCAUCGAAGCCACCGCUCCCUGCGCUCCUCUCUGUCCUCCCCCAGCUCAUGCCGCGUUUCUACUCGCUCAGCAACGACCCACAUAUCUCGUCGGAACGCGACGGUCUCGCCGGAAGACGCAUCAUCGAGAUGGCCGUCAGCGUCCACGAAGAACCUGACUGGCGCGGUUCCAAGCGCACCGGGGUCGGUAGCGGUUUCCUCAAGCGCAUUGCCCUGAAAUAUAUCGAGGCAGAGGCUUCGGGCAUGUCCUCCAAGACGGGUGGGCCGAUCGCAGCACAGAUCCUCGACCUUCGUGUGCCAAUGUUCCGCGGCCUCAUGGCCAAUCCCCUCAGCCGAGAGUUCGUGUCUGACGGGCCAAUGAUUCUCAUAGGUGCGGGUGUCGGCAUGGCACCUUUCCGCGGCUUCAUCCUGAACCGUCUCAAGAACGCCAACUGCGCGAACAAAGUUUGGCUUAUCCAGGGUGUUCGUGAUUCGAUGCUCGACGAGCUGUACUCAGGCGAGUUGGGCGAUCACGAGCGUGAGAUUAAGAAGGUCGUUCAGUCGCGCAAAGCAAAUCGUCAUGGCAACGAGGCCAGAUAUGUUCAAGACGAAGUACGCCAAAGUGCAGACAUUGUGUGGUUCGUUGCCAACGCUCUUGACGGACGGGUCUUUGUCUGCGGCUCAAGCAAGGGUAUGGGCGAAGGCGUGCACAACGCUUUGUGCGAUGUCGUCAUGAAGAAGGGCGGGCUCAAUAGGGAACAGGCGGAGGAGUUUUGGAAGAGCAAGAAGGAGGGCGGCCAGUACAUUGCCGAAACUUGGUGAAAGAUGAGAAAAGAAGAAUAUCAAAAAAUAAAAAGGAAACAAACGAUCGAAAGCAAUCAACAUUAAAUUCUGCUGCCUACAUGCAAGCGCAGACGCACGCACGACCAACGUGCGAGCUCGCGACAAAGGUAUCUGACAUGCAGCGUUAUUCGGCGUCCGCUUCCUUCCGCGAUCGUCUCACCUGGAACAUUUCCCCUUGUUCGUCCGUCGCCCGAAACGCCGCGGACUUUCCAUGCAACUCAUCUUGGUUCGGACGCGCGGGAACAACGAACAAAAGUAUCCUCUGUACAUAUGGGACUGGCUAUCUGGUAUUUUGGGCGUAUGAUUCUUCUGUGAUUUUCUCAUUCUGCGAUCAUGAUUGGGAAGUAUUUGCACUUGGGGUCCGGAGUUUUCUGUACCGCGUUGCGAGAAAAUUCUGUACAAAAGUGCUUUGCACCUUUUUUUUUUUCUUGGCCUGCUUUCCGCCUUUUGAAUUCGGUUUCAUUCAUGAGACGAGUUAAGGAGGGGUGGUCAAAUUUUAACUGUUUUUUUUUUUUGGGAGCGUUUGGGACUACCCUAGAUCGUACGCUGCGUCUUCCUGUCAGGUUACUUGGACACUUGCAAAGAUAUCAUGGAGGGGUGGAAAAACAAAAGCAGCGACGCAUGUUGAUGAUCAAUACUUUUUUUUCAUAUGGGUGGUCAGCUCUUGGUUCCAUUUGCUCUCGUUUCCUCCUAACCUCGACGUCUGGGCGGAAAUCUUGUACUUGUUUGCUGUGAAGCAUUUGGGGGCGUGGCGGAUGGAGUUUGUUGUGUUGAGGCAUGGAAGGCUACGAUCUUGUAUCGAGAUGGAUAGAGAAUGGAUACAUGCAUUCGAAUGAGGAGCUCUUUCUUUUCCCCA
This is a messenger RNA of Verruconis gallopava, 3489 nucleotides long. RefSeq lists its product as uncharacterized. Gene Ontology annotation, molecular function: [methionine synthase] reductase (NADPH) activity; flavin adenine dinucleotide binding; FMN binding. Bases 492 to 2612 code for a protein of 706 amino acids. The record is from RefSeq and is a predicted model, not a curated record. Gene Ontology annotation, cellular component: cytosol. The transcript has 2 exons. Gene Ontology annotation, biological process: homocysteine metabolic process. NCBI's taxonomy places the organism in Eukaryota, Fungi, Ascomycota, Dothideomycetes, Venturiales, Sympoventuriaceae.